AUGACUGAGACAGCAACGCCGACCAGCUCGGACCGAGCGCCCACAGAGUCUGCAAUUCCAAAAGCCAUUUCAAUACACAAGGGAUCACAGACAUCAGCGUAUAGGGGACAAGGAGACCACCAACGAGGCUCAAAUCAAAAGGCACAUGUGGUUCAGCCAAAGUACCGCCUCCACGCUGAGGACCUUCGUCAUCCAGAAUCAACAACCUUCUUCAACUAUGUCCCGGACUUGACUGCGACCCUCGAUACGGCACUUGAGAACAUCAUCAAAUACCUCUAUACGCCUCCCAAAAGUCCUUCGCCAGAGGAGACAGCAGCUUUACCGCGACGCAAACAUCCGCACUUUGUCCCAUCUAUUCCUCCCACGCGCUCAGUGACUGUGUUUCUGCGGGAUUUUAGCGGCGUAGCCUAUACAACGGGCACGGAGCUUGAUAACGACCACAAAGAAAUCCAUCUUUCCUUGCCCUAUAUCAGUCAUUGCAAGAACGGUGCGGCGAAGGCCGACCCGGUGCAUGAGCUUGCUGGCGUGCUGACACACGAGCUCGUUCACUGCUACCAGCAUACCUCGCCGCCGGAUUCUGUGAAGAAGGGAAAACAUGUCCCUGGUCCUCCCGGUGGCCUCAUUGAGGGGAUUGCUGAUUUCCGUGGUGCGUGGAUAGAAGAAGAAUGGGCAGGUGAAGGCGCAAUCGGUAUGCUCAAUGAUCGACUGCUACGAGUCGGUUAUGUCGGAGAGGAAGAAGGCCAGAACUGUGGUAGAGGGGAAAGUUUCUGGGAGGGUCUCUUCGGCGCCAGUGUGACCGACCUGUGGGGGAAAUAUGGGAAAUGGCUUGAUGACGGUCAGACGGCAAAUUGCAGUGAGAAGGAGAAGGAUGGGUAG
This is a messenger RNA of Penicillium oxalicum, 876 nucleotides long. RefSeq lists its product as uncharacterized. Lineage: Eukaryota; Fungi; Ascomycota; Eurotiomycetes; Eurotiales; Aspergillaceae. The coding region runs from base 1 to 876 and encodes 291 amino acids. The transcript is spliced from 2 exons. The record is from RefSeq and is a predicted model, not a curated record.